AUGAAAUCAUACACGAUCGAUAAAGACUUGGGACAAGGAACAUUCAGCAAGGUUAAAUUGGGGAUUCACAAACUAACAGGUGAAAAGGUGGCUAUAAAAAUCAUAGACAAGACCAAAUAAUAGGAGUCAGAUUAUGUUAGGAUUCAUCGUGAAAUUUCAAUCCUGAGGAAAUUGAGACACCCUAAUGUGGUGUAAUUGUUUGAAAUUGUCGAAAGUGACUCUAAGUUAUACAUUGUUACUGAGUAUGCUAGUGGAGGAGAGCUCUUCGACCAUAUCGUAAGCAACAAGCGUCUUGAGGAACGUGAAGCUGCUAGACUGUUCAUCCAAUUAAUACAUGCAGUUACUUAUAUUCACGAGCAUUAAAUCGUUCAUCGGGAUUUGAAACCAGAAAAUGUACUACUCAACGAAGGCACCUUAAAAGUAGUUGAUUUUGGAUUAUCCUCAACUUAUCAGACUGGGUAGAAAUUGAAAACCCCUUGUGGUAGUCCAUGUUAUGCUGCUCCUGAAAUGUUGCAAGGGCUUUCUUAUGAUGGACUAUUUACUGAUAUUUGGUCCAGUGGGAUCAUUUUAUAUGCAAUGAUAUGUGGAUGCGUCCCUUUCGAAGAUCAAAACACCAAGAGAUUAUAUGAAAAGAUCAAGACUUCUGAUUUCCAUUUGCCUAAGUAUGUGAGUUUGUAGGCUGCUGAUUUGCUCAAAAAGCUAUUGAUGAAGGAUCCAGCACAAAGAAUUACCUUACAAGAAAUCAAGAACCACGACUUUAUCAAAUUUGCUGGCAAAUAUUCCAUUCCUCAACCCCUCAAGAUCGACAAUGACAUUGUUCAAUAAAUGGUUCAAUUUGGAUUAUCCACUCAAUCUGAAAUCAUUGAAAUGAUUCAAGGCAACAAGCAUAAUCAAAUAACAACCACAUAUUACCUGCUAUAAAAUAAAAACCCUCAAUCCCAAUCCUAAUUCUCAUCGCAAACCUACAAUAAAAUAACAUCCCAACUCAUUUAAUAGGCACCAUCACACAAUGACAAUCCGCCUUAUGUAUUUAAAAUCAAACUCAAAAGCAAAUCACCUUUUCAAUAACAACAAAAUGAUGUUACUUUAGAGCACAUUCCCUAAUCUCCAAGAAAAACUCAUUUGGAAAAUCAACACAAUAUUUCUAUCACCAAAAAAAUACGAAGCAAGACCAGAUCGCAAGAACCCAUUCAAAAACGAGAGCCGUCACUCAACAACCAAUAGCCACUUUCAAAGUAAAUAAGACAAGUUCACAUCGGAGAAUUCUUCAAGAAAACUGACAACGAGUUUAAUCAAAGACAAAGUGUCAUCCCUCAAGGAUAUAAUAAAUUUAUUAUCACAGAACGUGUCAGUAUCCAAAACAAUACAUCCAUAUCCAAAAUACCCUCGAGAUAAGGGAGAUUGUCAUUCAAAAUAGAACAAAAACCUUUGCAGACUCAACCAAACGAAAGCAUAAAAGAUGGGAAACACUAAAAAUCUACCUCAAAUACUAAGAAGGCAACUGAACUUAGCUCUAACCAAAAGCUAAUCUAAAUGGAUUCCAUAGCUACACAAAUUCAAAAUAAUAUUUAGAAUAGAUUCCUAAUUUAUAAGAAGAAAAUCAAGUAAUGA
This is a messenger RNA of Paramecium tetraurelia, 1611 nucleotides long. RefSeq lists its product as uncharacterized. Gene Ontology annotation, molecular function: ATP binding; protein serine/threonine kinase activity. The transcript has 5 exons. Gene Ontology annotation, biological process: protein phosphorylation; intracellular signal transduction. Lineage: Eukaryota; Ciliophora; Oligohymenophorea; Peniculida; Parameciidae. Gene Ontology annotation, cellular component: cytoplasm. The record is from RefSeq and is a predicted model, not a curated record.